Molecule: messenger RNA, 1875 nt
Organism: Fusarium verticillioides 7600
Lineage: Eukaryota; Fungi; Ascomycota; Sordariomycetes; Hypocreales; Nectriaceae
Exons: 2
Coding region: 531-1403 (290 amino acids)
Biological process (GO): regulation of G protein-coupled receptor signaling pathway
Source: RefSeq, a predicted model, not a curated record
AGUGAAGGCGUUUCUAUUUCGGCGGGCUGCAACGAGCGCUCAAUCCCUGCUCCGCCCGAGUCUUGCGCCCUCUGCACCGUUUCCAGAACAGAUCAUCAGGUGGCUUGACCGUGUUCCUCUACUGUUUCUCGUCGAUUGCAUGCCUCCUUAAACAUUCCUUCACCAAAGACUCAAAUUCUGAAACCAACCAAGCUCGGAAAAAGAGGAUCCCAUCCCCUUAGACUUGGAUUGCCUCGUCACCUGUUGACAAUUUGUCCCUUGGAUCCAGGCUUUUCGCUCAUCUCACCGCCCUGUUCCUGGUCAUAUCCUUGCCUGUAUCGAUAAACUCCUGUUUGCGUGGUCUUCUCUAACUCGGAUUUCGCCUUUGUGUGCCUUAACCCCCCUUCUCCACAUCUUCCAGAACGAUACAACACUUGUGUUUCCAAGUUCGGCCCUGGACGCUGUUUUGGCAUUGACCAUCUUCACCUCUGCACUUUUUUGCGAGACACAUACAUAUUAAACCUCCCCCCCUCCCCCCAAAUCUGCCCGUCAUGUCAACUGCCGCUCAAGAAGAGUUUAACGACCUGGUCGCCAAGAAUACAUAUCGCGAAACCCUCCACCCUGAGGACCGUGACGAUCCCGAUCUCCAGAACCACCAAGAUCUUUCCGAAGAAGACGUUUUCCGUAACGCCCAGAUCGAUAACGCAAUGCGCAUGCCUACUGUUGAUCGCCUCACCGGCGCUGGCGCCUCCGAGAUCAAGCUCCCUCCUGUCUCUUUCGACAGCGGCCGCGCUACUGGCGUCAAGGGAGUCAUUGCCGAUGCGCGGAACUACGAGGCUGCCCGUAAGAACAAGUGGCGACACCGAGUCCGCACUGCCCGCAACAGCAUCUUCGGCAUUGAAGCUCCCACUCCCGUCAAGAGCGAUACCGAGAGCAGCGAUGACGAUGCGAAGAGCGCAAGUGAUGCCGACGAGGAGGCCUUCCUUGCUGAGUGGCGCGAGAGCCGACGACGUGAGCUUGAGAGCGAGGCCAGCCGAUCUGUCAGAAAUCGACGAACAAGUCCCAGUGUACGCAUCUAUGGCCGACUAGAUGAGGUUGAUGCCCUCGGAUACCUCGACGCCAUUGAGAAGGUUGGAAGGGAAACAACUGUUGUCGUGUUUGUGUAUGAUCAUGAGUGUGAGGUCUCUGCUACUAUCGAGUCAGCACUCAUGCCCAUUGUCAAGACCAACCCCGAGGUGCACUUCGUCAAGGUCCACUACGAAGAGAUAGAAUUCGAUAACGCUGCCGUGCCCGCUAUGCUCGGAUAUCGAAACCAAGGUGACCUGUUCGCCAACUUGACAGGCUUGAUCGAGAUGAUCCCUGACGAUGAGACUUUUGGCACCUCAUCGUUAAAGCAACUACUACAAAAACACACUAUUCUAUAAUGUGCCGGGUCAUGUCAUCUUUAUUAUUACCUUUACCACCUUAAUGCGGCCACGUCUACGACACACAAUCAUUAUAUAAUUCCCAUGGACAUAACUCCAAGUUGAUGUCUUUGAUUACGAUACCCAACCACUGCGGCAGGUCUACCUCGGAGAGGAAGACACGCUCAAAAUUUCUUAUGUUAUACUGGCAUCACGUUUCUUCGUUGGAAUAUGAAUGCAGCAGGAGGAAGAGUUAGAAUACUGGACCUAGCUAACUUGACUGAGAGAAGAGUGCACGAGCAUAAUGCAUGAUAUUGGAGCUUUUGGAUAGAAUUUGGGCUUUCGCAAUGCAGAUAGAGAUACCCUCCUACCUUUAUGUGGACAUGUAGACAUUGGGGUACUUGGGAUAGGUUAAUCCUUAUGGGAGAAAGCGAUUGAAUUCCCAUAAAAUUUAUCAUUUAUACUACCUCUCUUGAAUUUCGAAAUGCUGCUA